Molecule: messenger RNA, 1296 nt
Organism: Tetranychus urticae (two-spotted spider mite)
Lineage: Eukaryota; Metazoa; Arthropoda; Arachnida; Trombidiformes; Tetranychidae
Gene: Apt1
Product: Acyl-protein thioesterase 1
Biological process (GO): protein depalmitoylation
Cellular component (GO): cytoplasm
Molecular function (GO): carboxylic ester hydrolase activity; palmitoyl-(protein) hydrolase activity
Source: RefSeq, a predicted model, not a curated record
CUGCUUUCUCUGUUUAAGCUACAAUCGAUACAUCUGUUUCUGUUUAAUUUCUAGUCAUCUGAUUUUUCUUGCUUUCUGAGUUAUCUCUCAAUCAAUUUAUUUUGUGAAGCUUAGUUUCCAGACAAUUAUCUUUAUAUCAAUUGUUGCAUUCAGUUACACCUUUAGAACCUUUCAUUAAUAUUUAGAUUAACCCAUUUUUCCAUUAUUUUCUAUAACACCCUCUCUCAGUAUUCCUAUCUUAAAAUCAACUCGGAUAGCCCUUUUAUCCGCAAAAAGGGCAAUCAAAGGGAUUCCUAGGAUAAUAAACAAGGCAUCUUUACAUUUAUUUGAAAUGGCACCUGGAUCAAAUAACGUUGUUAUCGACGCUAAAGACGGUAAUCAUACGGCAACGAUUAUUUUCCUCCAUGGACUUGGGGAUACUGGUCAUGGAUGGGCUGAAACUUUUGCGGCUAUUAAACCUUCUUAUUGUAAAUUGAUUUGUCCCACUGCUCCUGCUCAACCUGUCACCCUGAACGCUGGUAUGAUCAUGCCAUCAUGGUUUGAUCUUAUGACCCUCACACACAAUGGACCCGAAGAUGCAGAAGGCAUAGCAAAAGCAUCACAAUCAAUCAUUAAAAUUAUUGAGGAAGAAAUGAGCAAACACAAUAUACCCGCGGAAAGAAUUUUGCUCGGUGGUUUUUCACAGGGUGGUGCUCUCUCUUUGCACACUGGUCUUCGGUAUUCUAAACCCUUAGCUGGUAUCCUAGCUUUCAGUUGUUGGCUACCUUUACAUAAAGAUUAUCCUGAUGCUUUCGUUCAAGGCAAUAAGGAAGUUCCAGUACUACAAUGUCACGGUGAAGCUGAUCCUUUGGUUCCAAAAAUGUGGGGAAACAUGACUGCUGAUAUUUUGAAAGGUUUUCUCAAAACUUUCGAGUUUAAAGUUUAUAGAGGAAUGGGCCAUUCGUCUUGCAAUGAGGAAUUACGAGACGCUGCUGCAUUCAUUUCCAAGUCGUUACCACCACUUUAAAUUGAUAUCUCUCUAUGAAAAAAGAGCUUUUCUCAAAGCUAUUAUGGGGUGCUUGAGUUUAUAUUGAGCUAACUGUACACUUCCAUUGAAAAAAGCAAACUAUCAAACAGUCUUCGCAAUCAUUAAAUUAAAUGUUCAAAAUAGUUUUCUCAAAAGUAUGCUGAUAAUCAGUUGACAAAUUUCCUUUUCAACUAUUUUUAAUCCUCAUAUCCAAUCACAGCAUCAUGAUAUGAAAUUCGUUCUGUUUUCGUUUUUAAGUCAAUUAAAUUUCAAAUGAUUCUAUCACCUGA